UUCGGCCACGCGCGAACACUGACGAUCUCUUUGGCCACGUGGUGUUGCAUGACAUCUGCAACACGAGCACGUGCCAUCCGUCACCCGGGCUUGCUCUCGACCGCCGACGACUCUACGACGGAAAAUGCCAGUGCUCGCGCCGUCCUCGACCCCGCCAUCUUCUGCGACUUCGAGAAAUGUUGAACUAACGCCCGUAACCGCGCCAGAGGCGAUCUCUCAGCCUCCCGUGCCACCAGAUUCUAAACCCGACUCGACCGUCGCGCGACUGACACUGGAUCUGGAUGGUCUGAGCGCCGAGAUCGCCGGAGAACUCGCUACAUCCCUGGUCGGACACGUCCUGUUCCUCAAAAACCAGAUCCCCUUCCCCGUCGCGCAGCUCGCUCGUAUCCCCGGUACCAAGUCCGCGCCUAAAGCGCUGAAGCACCGCACAGACCUGCUCGCCGCGUUCGACACGCUCGGCUCGCAUCUGAUCACAACGUUCGCCGCGCUCUCGACGGCCCUUGCGCUCGUUGACGGUGGCCCUGUGGUUGCGCGACCCCCGCGCAAAGGGUACCUGGCCGUCCUCGUGGGGCCGAGCGUCGGUGCGGCGAAGACGAAGGUGAUGUAUGCGGUCGAUGGGCUAGUUACGAAGGUGUGGGGGGAGCGAGAGGACGAGUUCGAGGGAGACGACAACGAUGACAGCGAUAGUGAGGGGGAGGAGGAGGAUGGUGACAUCUCGGACAGUGAUAGCUCGGAUGACGAUUCCCGACGCUCGGACGAUGAAGAAGCGCCACCAUCGGACACAGAGGAUGACCCACACACUCCUCCACCUGACUCCCGCUCUCCGUCUCCGUCCCUCCAGUCAUCUCCUCCUCCCAGCCAGCCAGCACCCGCUCCGAUCCCGACGCUACAAGAAUCCACACAACAAGUGCUGCGCUCCGCAAACCGCCAGCUCUCGCAUACGCUCGCUACCGCGGAGCACAGCAUGUCGUGCGAGCUCGCGCCCACGCAGAUCCACAUCCUCCUCCGUGCCCCUCGCCGGUUCAAGCACCCAGCUUGGGUGCCCCGGCAGACGACCUCCGCGGGAUUGGACGCGACUCUGCGCGAGUUCCGAGAGGAAGCAGGCGACGUGGUCGCAGCCACCUCCCGGACUCGGGCUGGUAAAUCGCGCGGCGCGAAGCCAGAGGGAUUGUGGCUGACUUGUCGGAAUCCUGGCGUAGACUUUGCUGAGCCUGCGGAGGGGACGCCGGAGGAGGAUGAGAUGAUCUGGUGGAGCUGGGACGGUAAGCUGGCAGGAUUUGCAGAUUGGUGAAGUCGGGGACUACUUGCUGCAUUGAGUUGCAAAUCGUGCCAAGAUACAUGAUCUAGAGCGUGUGAACUCAUGUGUCUGCCAAAACUGC
Molecule: messenger RNA, 1379 nt
Organism: Mycena citricolor
Lineage: Eukaryota; Fungi; Basidiomycota; Agaricomycetes; Agaricales; Mycenaceae
Source: the annotation of a GenBank genome assembly